UCUUUAGAACAACCUCUGGUUGGCAGUCUGUCUGCUGAUCAGACUAUGUGAUGAUCUCAAACUAGUCAAAGCUUACUACAACAACAGGCUGUCAGAUGUGUGCCACCAAGUAGCAAAGUGGAUCGCAGGCCAUGAAGGACUUGACUUGCAAUGUGGACAUCCUGGCAGUAUUGCCAUGGGGAAAGUACUUUCUCAGCUGCCUUUGGUAAAGGCAAAAGAAGUCUUGGAAACCAUUUUGUCUGCUGCUCUUACUGGUAACCGGAUGCCUGAAGAAAGGAUUAAGAUUGUCCUUCAAGCAAAGACAGUUGUAAGUGAACUUGAAAAUAACAGGGAGCUGAUAGGUAAGGUCUUGGUGUACAUGGCUAGAGUGGGCAAGUGCAUGGAAGUACAAGAGGAGUUGAUGAAAGAGAAACAGGAUGGUACGUUACGAAUUCGGCCAUCAAAAGCAGUGUCGCAGAUUGGUGAUGAUGACUUCUUGGACAUCAUGAAAGCCUUGGUGGAAAGUGUGAAGAACCUGUGGGGAGCUGAUCAACUGCAAGCUACACAGUAUAUUGAGAAUGAGAUCUUCACGUGCUGCAUACAUGGAUUGGUUUGGAAUGACAAGGUCCAACAUAGUCUGAGCUUCAUAGCCUGGUUCCUGGAUUUAUUGUGUGCAAGGAAGAUGGAAGAGCCAAGUGACUCACUAACGAAGAAUCUUGAACACAUGGCCAAAAACUUGAGGAAGGCUGUGGACAAGAGACAUACUGAAAGUAUAGCUACUAGAAUAGAGGGAAAGGAAGGCAAAGCCGUGGCUGCCUGUAUCCUGUCACUACCUGGUUUCAAGGGCAGCGGCUAUACUUAUCAGCAGAGGAUGAAGAACAUUCUUAAUACUUUUAAGCAAAACAAGUGGCUGCUGACAUUCCUGUUGAAUCAGCCGGACGGCCCCAAGGGUACAGUUGUGGCUGACUGGAUCUGGGAGAACGGUCCUGAGAUACUGGACAAGCUGACUGAGGAGGCAACAACAAGGCUGGUGUCAUCUGUGGAAAAGGGGAGUGGCUACAACAUCUUAAAAGGGUUGGUGAAAUCAUCAGGUAACAAAGGCAUUGAAAAGAAAAGGAGGAUCGUGCAGUUUGCCCAGUGCCUGCUCAACCAACUCCAAAAGUAUGACAGAAUGUCCAAUGAUAUCCUAGCAUACAUCAUAACAAAGGUUGACCCCAUCAUCAGGUCUAUGGAUGAUCCAUCAGCAAAGGCUUCCCUGCAGCAGCUGUAUCAGAAAAACUUUGAGUUCUGCCCCACAAUGAAGAGUUUGGAGGAACUCAAGAAAGUGUGCAGCCCUGAAGAAUGGUUAGACAAGAAGGACUCGUGCCUUGUUUAUUACAUCAAUGACAUCAAAAGUCUCCCCACCUGCCUGACGUGCCUUGUCCUGUUGAUGAAGAGUGGCAGUGACCACAUCACAGAGCUGCUGUCGCUGCCUGUCACCAGGGAAACCUGCAACAGCUUUAGCAGCGGUCCAGAUUCCUUCAGCCCUGCCUGUCCUGCAGUAAUUAAGAAGAUAGCAGCAGUUCUGAAGGAGAUCCCCAGUGCUGAAGCAACACAGUUCCUCGAGAAGGCCAAGAGCUGGCUAGUGGCUGAAAGCUGGAGUAGUUUACUCUGUGCGGGAAGGCCUUGUAGAAAUAAGGUUCAGCCAUCCAUGGACGUCCUGUGGAAGGUGAUAGCAGAGAUCUCGCCACAAGAACUCGUUAACAUCCUGAGGGCUGCUAUGAAGGCUGUGGAGAGAAAAUUUAACGUUAUCACCGUGACCCACUUUAUGCGUAGUGCGUAUGUCACCUGGCUGUUGCGUGUCAAGGAUGCCUUCCGACUGGCAAAUCAGCUGGUUCAAUUCGGCCGAAAUCUCAACGGGACCUUGCGGGUGCUAAAAAGGAAGAAGCCUCUCACACAUGAGGUCAAGGCCAGUGGACUGCUUCUGAACCUCCCAGACAAGGAGAACCCACUGAAGCAGAGUCCGGCCAUGCAGAAUGCCAAGAAGGGGAAUGGGGCUAGCCCUAACGUUACCAAAGCUCUCAAAACCCUCAACAUUUCCAACAAAGGAUCUGGAACAAACAAGGAUGACGCAGCAACUAGGCUGAUGAAAGAACUGAUCACAAAAAAAUCCUCUCCUGGGGCAGAUAGAUGUGGAAUUAAGCACCCAGCCACUUGUGUAUCUGCAAAUGCAACCCCCAUGGAGUUGGCAGAUAGUGGUAAUUCGGUAAAGAAGGCCAGCAGACACUUUCUCAGUGCAACAAGUGUCCAAUCUACCGGAAAAUCUGCCAACAAAUACAGCUAUCAAACACGAAGCAAAGACAAAAGUACUGCGCAGAGUACAGGUUCAUGUGCCUUAGCAAAGACAGCACUUACGUCUUCACCACUUUCUACUGCACAGAGUACAGGUUCAUGUGCCUUAGCAAAGACAGCACUUACGUCUUCACCACUUUCUACUGCACAGAGUACAGGUUCAUGUGCCUUAGCAAAGACAGCACUUACGUCUUCACCACUUUCUACACAAGCUCCAGCUGCAGGGACGAACAGCAGUGCAUUGUCUGCUUCUGCCGGCAGCACUGGAGGAGACCAAAAGGGUGGCAACACUGGCGGAGACCAAACGGGUGGCAACACUGGAGGAGACCAAAAGGGUGGCAACACUGGAGGAGACCAAAAGGGUGGCAACACUGGAGGAGACCAAAAGGGUGGCAACACUGGAGGAGGCCAAAAGGGUGGCAACACUGGAGGAGACCAAAAGGGUGGCAACACUGGAGGAGACCAAAAGGGUGGCAACACUGGAGGAGGCCAAAAGGGUGGCAACACUGGAGGAGGCCAAAAGGGUGGCAACACUGGAGGAGACCAAAAGGGUGGCAACACUGGAGGAGGCCAAAAGGGUGGCAACACUGGAGGAGGCCAAAAGGGUGGCAACACUGGAGGAGACCAAAAGGGUGGUAGCACUGGAGGAGACCAAAAGGGUGGCAACACUGGAGGAGGCCAAAAGGGUGGCAACACUGGAGGAGACCAAAAGGGUGGUAGCACUGGAGGAGGCCAAAAGGGAGGUAACACUGGAGGAGGCCAAAAGGGUGGCAACACUGGAGGAGACCAAAAGGGUGGCAACACUGGAGGAGGCCAAAAGGGUGGCAACACUGGAGGAGGCCAAAAGGGAGGUAACACUGGAGGAGAUCAAAAGGGAGGUUCGCCUGAGUUGACGAACAUUGGAUCAAAGAUCCUGGAACUGACCAAGACUACAGGAGUAGAUGGAGCCUUUCAGCUCAUCAUUGGCAGGAUGACAGGGAAGGUGGCCUCUUCCUCACCGCUGGCAGAAGACAUUGUCUCCAAGCUCCUUAAACUGAAGGGACCCAUCAACCUUAAGAUAGGCAACAAUAGACUGGUGAUCAAUGCACAACUAGCAGCAACUUCAGCUGUAAUCCCAAAUGUGCCACCACCCCAGCCUGCCCAGACAAUGCCAAACCCGAGAAGUGUGACGACUGUGCCGUACGUUGAUCCAACAACUCCUAACAUCUCCCAGUCAGCCCCACAGCAUAUGUAUGGGCCGACUGGUCCAAACCUUGCUCUGCGCCCCAUUUUACCUCGGGCACCAGCUACAGGUUCUGUCUCCACGUAUGUACCAGGUGCCAUGCCUACUGUUCCACAUGCUGGGAGCUUUACUAUGCCAGUAGUACCUACAUGUAGUGUAGCAGUACAACCAACCACCCAUUCUACACCAGUUACUGGUGCCAUAUCCAGUGCCUCAAGUUCAUCCACCACAAACAUCCAGCCAACAAUGGGGGCCCAUGGCCAACAACACCACCACUAAGCUGGAAACUGUCAAGCCUUCAACACACAAGGACCAAGUGCAACAUUCGCAGGGGAUAUUCUAAGGCAGUUCAUAUCCAGAAUUGACAUUGACAAGGGUGCAGCUUCAAGGGUGGUCGGCAAACCAGCAGAGUCACCAACAUCAGACCAAGUGUCAUCUAUAGCACCUAUGGAAGUAGAUUUGAUAAACUAAAGUGGAUCAAACACAAACAAGACUACUGAUGAAGUUAUGUUGCACGUUGCAAAAAGAUGGACCUGAAGAACGAUGCAUCCCCUCAUGCUAGGCCCUCUUAUAAUCAGUCAAACUACAAUUAUGAUGUACCCACCUUUGAUCCAUACUUCUUGCUACAUAAUUGCUGAAUGCUGACAAAACAUCAAACCAUCAAAUACUCCCCCUCCUGUUGUGGAUAGGAGAGUUGUCGGUCUAUGAUAUAAUGUCUUCAAUGUAGCUGUCAAUCAGAUUUGCUGGUCACAGCUGCCUUGCGCUAAUGUGGCAAGAAGCAAGAAAUGCAGGUUGAUAUGCCCGUGUCAUUGCUUCACGUAUGCAAGCAGUUGGCCAGGCGUGAAAGCAUGGUUUUAUUGUGUAGAACUGUGUGCCAUCUAUCAUGACUACCGGAAUGUAGAAUGUAUUAACAUGUUUAAUAAGUACUUUUCUAACAGCUUAGAGUUUUACUGUUACCUACUGUAUGUUGUAGACUUCAUUGUAGUCUAUGUAGACUUCACUAAGGGUUUGUUUUGUUUUGUUCAUUUACCUUUGGGUACUUAGGAAUUAGAAUUGUACUAAAACUUUAUCCCACAGAGUCAACAAGUAACUAAGCAGUUUACACUUCCUAUGUUCACAUGUUCAUGCACAUGCUGGUCCCAACAAGUUAUAAGUAACUUGUUUAUCUGUCAUA
This is a messenger RNA of Branchiostoma floridae (Florida lancelet), 4706 nucleotides long. RefSeq lists its product as uncharacterized. The record is from RefSeq and is a predicted model, not a curated record. The transcript has 21 exons. Bases 176 to 3811 code for a protein of 1211 amino acids. NCBI's taxonomy places the organism in Eukaryota, Metazoa, Chordata, Leptocardii, Amphioxiformes, Branchiostomatidae.